AUGACAAACCCGUACAAACAAGCACGAGGUAGACGCGGUCGCCGUGGUGGACGGGGCCGUCGAGGUGGGCGGGGCCGCAAAGGUGAACGCGACGACCUCCUAAAACGCACGCAGCGUCAACUCGAGGAACGCGAGGACCAACUAAAACGCGUGCAGCGUCAACUCGAGGAAUGCGAGCACCAACUAAAACGCGAGCGGUGGAAACUCGAGGAACGCGAUCAAAGCGAAAAACGCGCGCGGUGGGAACGCGAGGACCGCGAACGCGAGCAGAGGGAACGCGAGCAGAGGGAACGCGAGCAGAGGGAACGCGAGGACCGCGAACGCGAGCAGAGGGAACGCGAGGACCGCGAACGCGAGCAGAGGGAACGCGAGCAGAGGGAACGCGAGCAGAGGGAACGCGAGGACCGACGAGUUGCAAAUCCGGGCAGAGAAAUGCAGGCAAGGGCAGAACGCGAAUUGGAACCCGUCGACGGUCAACCCGGAUUUCGUCGUAUUCGCGCGAACGUGACGCACGAAACGCAUCGGAUAGACCUGACGCGUUUUGUCGACCCACGCGUAAUCUUACAAUUUAGGGAUCGCAUCGAGGAAAUAUUACAACAUCAUCGUUUCGGAGGCAUCAGAUAUCGACUCGUUUUAGGUGUAAAUAUGACGCGAGGGGAAGAGACGACCAUACCCACCUUUCACACGGGUGAAUUUAGAGUUUUCGAAGAAUUAGAUUUGGGUGGGGACGUAGAUCGCAUAGUCGAGAUGAUUGAGCGAUGGGGCGAAAACGGAUCGGGGUGGCACAUAAAUCAUCUCGAGCAUCUCGAUAUAGAGAUUGUCAGGUAUAAUCCAUUGCGCGGUGGCACGUACGUACCGUUACCCAACGUGUUGAAAAAUAAAAAGGCAAUCGUCAACGUUAAAGCCAAAGACGACAUGUGCAUCAAAUACGCCAUUACCAGCGCGCUUCAUCCCGUCAAGGCUCAUACCGAUAGACCCUCGAGUUAUGCGACGCAUCUGGACGAGCUCGACUGGAGCGGCAUCGCGUUUCCCACGCCGGUCAAACAGAUUAAAAUCAUCGAAAAGAAUAAUCCUCGGCUCAAGAUUAACGUUUACGGCUGGGCGGAAGAGGGUGGAGGAUAUUUACACCCAAUCUACGUCGGUGGUGAGUACGAGGGUCGUACGCUGAUUAAUCUCUUGCUGUACGACAAUCAUUACAUGUGGAUUAAAAAGAUGAGCCCGCUUCUCGCCGGUUACAGCAAGCACAAGGGGAAAAAGCAUUUAUGCUCGCGAUGCAUGCACGUUUUUAGUAAGGAAGAAUGUUUGCUAAAACACGAGUCUGAUUGCAAGGGUGUAAACGACGGCAUAACGGCGGUGCAAGUCGUCGAUGAAAAAAACAAGACGUUGAAAUUUAAAAACUUGCAACAUAAAGCCAAGACGCCGUUUGUAAUCUAUGCAGAUUUCGAGUGCAUUUUGGAAAAGAUGUCGACAGACGCCGAGUCUGGACCGAAAACGGAUAGAACCAACAAACACGUGCCGUGCGGUUGGUCGUACGUGGUGGUAAGGUGCGACGGCCAAGUGGUCGGCCACAAAUUGCACAGUGCCAAUGCCGGAAAUGCUAGCACGUGCGUAAAAUCCUUUUUGGAACAACUCGAGUUCGAAAAGGAGAAAAUUGUCGACAUUUUCAAGCGACAACCCGCCAACCCCCGCAGCGUGAUGACGGCAGAGGAUGAAGCGAGCUUUGAGACCUCAACGACCUGUUGGAUCUGCGAACGGGGUGGUUUUACGGAAUAUAGCGGGGAUGGCGGCUGUCGGAAAUGCGACGCGGUCAAGGCCAACCCCGACAACAAUUACAAGACGUGCUACGAGUGUGCGAUGAAAAAGAAUGGGCAAAAGGUGCGAGAUCACUGCCACGUCACCGACACGUAUCGUGGAGCGGCACACGCGGGCUGCAAUCUCAAGUUGCGGGUAAACGAGAAUACGCCUAUACCCGUAAUAUUCCACAAUCUGGCCGGGUACGACUCGCACCUAAUCAUGCAGGCCAUCGGAGAGAUGCAGGGGGAGAUUAGUUGCAUUCCGAGCAAUACGGAAAAAUACAUUUCCUUUAGCUUGGGGAACCUGAGAUUCAUCGAUUCGAUGAAAUUUCUAAACGCAUCAUUGUCGACGCUGGUGAGCAAGUUGCCGAUCGACGAGUGCAAGCUCACCGAGACAUUUUACGGCGCGGACGAUUUGGAGCUAGUCGCGAGAAAGGGCGUAUAUCCGUACGAAUACAUGGAUUCGUUUGACAAGUUUGAAGAGGUGGGUCUGCCCAAGAAGGAGCUAUUUUACAGCAGCCUGCGCAACGAGGGUAUAAGCGACGACGAUUACGAGCAUGCCACGAGGGUUUACGAGCAAUUUAAAUGUAAAAACCUAGGCGAUUAUCACGACCUUUACCUGAAAACGGACGUUUUGCUGUUGGCCGACGUGUUCCAAAACUUUAGGUCGACGGCCUAUCAAGUAUACGGAUUGGAUCCGUGCAACUAUUUCACGCUGCCGGGUUUCAGUUGGGACGCGCUGCUCAGCAAGACGGGGGUAGAGCUCGAGCUGAUUACCGACUUGGACAUGCACAUGAUGAUGGAAAAGGGAAUCAGAGGCGGCAUCAGCAUGGUUUCCCAUCGACGCUGCAAGUUUAACAACAAGUACAUGGACGACCACGACGAGACGAAACCCAGCACGUACGGGUUAGAUCUCGAUGCCAACAAUCUGUACGGGUGGGCCAUGAGUCAGCCGUUACCAGUAUCGGAUUUUGCGUGGAUCGAUCCGGACGAGUAUAAAAUGGUCCUCAAGACACCGGUCGACGGCAAAAAGGGUUACUUUCUCGAGGUGGACCUGGAGGUGCCGGAAGAAUUGCACGACGCGUUCAACGAUUACCCCCUGGCACCCGAGGCACUCGCGCCCCGCCGCGAGUGGAUGAGCCCCUACCAGCUCGACCUGUUGGGCGACGAAAAUCCGGGGAUGGAGAAACUCGUGCCGAACCUGAUGCCCAAGACUAAAUACGUCGUGCACUAUAGAAACUUGCAGUUUUAUCUGGCCAAGGGUCUCGUGCUGACCAAGGUUCAUCGCAUCAUCGAGUUUACGCAAAGCCGGUGGAUGAAAGAGUACAUCGACAUGAAUACCGAGCUCAGAAAGGCGGCAAAAACCGACUUUGAAAAGGACUUUUUCAAGCUAAUGAACAAUUCCGUUUUCGGUAAGACUAUGGAAAAUGUUCGCAACAGGCAAACCGUUCAUUUGUGCAAAACUAAAGAAGAAACUAGUAAAAUAAACAAGCUCUUUGCGAAACCAAACUUUAACAGGUACGUCACUUUUAACGAUAAUCUCAUUGCCAUCCACAUGAACAAGACGCGGGUCAAGCUCAACAAGCCAAUCUAUUGCGGUACGGCAGUCUUGGAUCUGAGCAAGCUUUUAAUGUACGAGUUUUACUACGACAAGCUCGUGCCCACGUACGGCGAUCGCGUCAAGCUCUUGUACACAGACACUGAUAGCUUGUUGCUGAGUAUCACCACCGAGGAUGUCUACGCCGACAUGCGAGAGAAUUUAGAUUGGUUCGACACGAGCAACUAUGACAAGGGUAGUCGUUUGUACAGCGAGAAAAAUAAAAAGGUUCUAGGAAAGAUGAAGGAUGAAAUGGGAGGAUGCAUCAUGACGGAAUUUGUAGGGCUCAGACCAAAAAUGUAUUCAAUCAAGACGCAAGACUCGAGGCUUGAUGUCAAGCGGGCAAAGGGGGUCGCCAAAUACGUCGUAAGGGAUCGUAUAAAUCACGACGACUACGUGCGAGUGUUGACGAGCAAGGAGGAUAUGCAUUGCGACAUGAGCUCGAUUCGAAGCAACAAGCAUAUGCUUUACACGAUCAAUCAGACUAAAAAGUCGCUAUCCCCGUUGGACACUAAACGGUAUAUACUCGACGAUGGAACAACUACCUACGCGUACGGACAUUACAGGCUAGAGCAAGCCCCCGGCUAG
This is a messenger RNA of Anneissia japonica, 3978 nucleotides long. RefSeq lists its product as uncharacterized. Gene Ontology annotation, molecular function: nucleic acid binding. Bases 1 to 3978 code for a protein of 1325 amino acids. The transcript has a single exon. The record is from RefSeq and is a predicted model, not a curated record. NCBI's taxonomy places the organism in Eukaryota, Metazoa, Echinodermata, Crinoidea, Comatulida, Comatulidae.